AGUAAACUUUCAGGCCAGCAUGGUUGGAGUUUUUUGGUUUCCAACUUUGCUGAGCCGCCGCAUUCAAAUUCUCUGGUCGCCCCAGCCUGAUUGUGCUUUUCUAUCCUCCACUCGUUCCUAGAUCGUGUUUCUACAAGAACCAAACUCGAAGCGAGCCGAAUCAUCCUCACCUCUCAUAGUCUUCAACAUGGCAGCUCCAGGUGUUUUACAAGUCGGAAUUUGUGGCGCCGGUGUUGCUGGACUGAGUGCCGCUAUUGCUUUGAGAAAAAUCGGCCAUGACGUUGAGAUCUUUGAGCGCUCUCAUUUCAAGAACGAAAAUGGCGCCGCCGUCUCUAUUCCGCCAAACGGUACUCGGGUUCUGGAGCAUUGGGGAUUUGACCCCAUCAAAGCUGGAGGGAUCGAGAAUAUCCAGGUUCGUCGACCAAAAGGUGACACACUGGAACCAAUGGCCCCAACAUUGAACUUCGCAAAUGCGGAACAACUAUACGGCAAUAAGUGGUUCUUCUACCACCGGGUCGACAUGCAUCGCCGCCUGAAGGAACAAGCUGAGGAAGCUGGGGCGAUCAUCCGGCUGGGAAACCAAGUGAUGGAUGUGGACCCGGAGACUGGGAUUGUAUCAUUGAAGGAUGGCACGAGAGUGCAAAAAGAUCUUGUUAUUAUCGCUGAUGGCCAGCAUGAUCGCUUAAACGCCAAGAUCACCGGCAAGGAAGUCCCCAUGAAGAGGAGCGGCCAGACAGCAUAUCGAUGCCUCAUUCCCAUGAAGGAGAUCCUCGCGGACGAGGAGACCAAGUUCCUGUUCGAGAACCAGCCGCCUGGGUUCUGGGCCCCCGCCUUGCCGUCCAAGGGUGUUAUGGCUGUCACCUAUCCUUGCAGAAACAACGAAAUUCUCAAUGUCUUAGCUGUGCACCGGAGACUCGGUCAGCAUGCAACCAGUGAGGACGAUGUGGUGAUUGAAGACUGGAACUUCCCCGCCACCCACGAGGACUUGGAGAAAGUUCUUGAUGGUUUCCACCCAGCUGUGAAAAAGGUCUUUUUGAAGUCACCCGAGGUCAAGGUCUACACCCAGAUGAAGCGAGAUCCCUUGAGCAAGAUGACCAAGGGCAAGGCUGUCUUGAUUGGCGAUGCCUGCCACCCUAUGCUCCUGACUCAUGCUCAGGGUGUUUCAUCCUCCAUCGAAGAUGCUGCCGCUCUCGAGCUUUUCCUCGCCGACGUCCCAGCCAGCGGAGACGUUACCUCUGCUCCGUCACAGAAACUGCUCCAACGUUUGGCCCAGUUCGAAGCCUUCCGCCUACCCCGAGUUUCAGCGACACAGAUUCUGACAGACCCUGUCGUUCCCGGACCUCAAGCAGCAGCCAACUAUGCAAAGCAAGAGGCCGAAAUCCGAAAAUACUACUCUGGCCCUCUGCCACCCACGGGAUCUAUGCCGCACAGCCCUCCGAUCUGCCAGUUCUUCUUUGGAUAUGAUGUAAGGAAAGAAGCCAUGAAAUUCCUUGCAGACCUCAAGGGCGAGACACAGACGAAUGGCGUUAUCCCGGCACCCUUGGCUGCUCCCACGACACAGGAGACAGUCAUCCCAGCACCAGCACCAGCACCAGCUCCAGUUCAGCCGCUUGCCGAGGUGAGGUCUGUUACACCGCCCGUUACAAAGGAGACAGCCGAUGUCAGCGCAAUGGAACAGAAGAUCAAGGAGCUCGAGCGCAGACUGGCCGAGAUGGAGAGUAAAUUGGCCGGGAUGAGCGUCCAAAUAUCCUUCAGGGAGGUCCAGCCAACGCCACCCGAGUCACCGCCUACCGCGUUCGGGAGAUCCCCGUUCAUCGUCACCGCUCCUUGAACCGAAAUACCUGUUCUAGAGCGGAUUUUAUAAUUUGCAAGGUCCGGGAGGGAAAAGUAUGUUAGUGUAUAACAUGGAGGCUCUGUGGUGGAAGCGGGAGUAACGGAAACUUCAAGACAUGGGAUAUGUGAGCGUCUCGAUAUUAGCGCCAUCUAAUGAAGUACAUUUCUGGUUCAAUUCAUAACUGUUUUGUCUCGCGCAGAGGUGAUCUUAU
Cladophialophora immunda is the source of this 2045-nucleotide messenger RNA. RefSeq lists its product as uncharacterized. The record is from RefSeq and is a predicted model, not a curated record. NCBI's taxonomy places the organism in Eukaryota, Fungi, Ascomycota, Eurotiomycetes, Chaetothyriales, Herpotrichiellaceae. The transcript has 4 exons. Gene Ontology annotation, molecular function: FAD binding; monooxygenase activity. Bases 188 to 1831 code for a protein of 547 amino acids.